AUGUCUACCACGCAAUUUCCUACUACACCGUCUCGCGAUCACUAUGAUGUGGUUAUCAUUGGAGGUGCUACAAGUGGCUCAUCUAUUGCCUGGCAUCUAGUAAACGACAAAAGCUUCAGCGGUUCGGUCUUGGUAAUCGAGCGAGACCCGUCACUUCAAUUCUCUGCCACAAAGGCUAGCAACAACUGUAUGCGACAACAGUUCGCUACAAAAAUCAAUGUGGAGAUCGCCCAGUACGCUGCUGGGUUUGUCAAGAAUUUCGGACUAGAGUUCGGAGAUGAUCCUUGCGUGCCGACCCCUCCGAUUCGCGAUUUCGGCUAUCUCUACCUCUCCGACUCGAAGAAAUUUACCGAAAUCCUUCGAGAGGACCAGCAGCUCCAGUCUAGUAUGGGUGCAGGAACACAGAUAUUAUCUGCAGAUGAUGUCAAGUGUCAGUACCCAUUCAUCUUCACAGAAGACCUUGACUCAGCAAGCUUGAACACCAAAGACGAGGGCUGCUUCAACGCCAUCGGUAUGGUCAAUUGGAUGCGAAUGUCUGCAGUCAAGGCUGGUGUUGAUUAUAUCAAUAAUGAGGUCGUUGAGAUGAUGACAAACGGAGACAAAACCGAGGGCAUCAAGCUCCGCAGUGGCGAUAGAAUCUCCGCCAAGAACGUCGUAAAUGCAGCGGGUACUUGUGCGGCUCAAGUUGCUAAGAUGGCUGGUAUCAAGGAUCUGCCGAUCGAAGCUCGGAGACGUUAUACUUAUAUCUUCUCGGUUGAUGAGCCUAUUCCUCAAGACCUCCCUCUGACCAUCGAUCCAACCGGAGUUCACGUCCGAUCAUAUGGCCCGAAGGAUUAUCUUGUUGGUUGCCCGCCCAUUGGACCAGACAUUGCAGUCGAUGUGGAUGAUUUAAGCUUUGCCGAAAAUGCCUGGGAGGAGAAAAUACUGCCAAUCAUCACGCGUCGCAUUCCUCAGUUCAAGACGGCGCGGGUAACAAAUGCUUGGAUGGGUCAUUAUGAAUUCAACACCUUCGACCACAAUGCUGUUAUCGGACCACAUAGUGUCAUGAAAAACUUCUAUUUCUGUGUUGGCUUCUCUGGUCAUGGAAGUCAGCAAGCUCCGGCUUGUGGCCGCGCUGUUGCCGAAUUAAUUGUGCAUGGUGCAUUCAAAAGUCUGGAUCUGGGUACUCUUUCGUAUUCACGUAUCCCGGAGGGUCGACCCCUAAUGGAGCGAGCUGUCAUUUGA
This is a messenger RNA of Penicillium waksmanii, 1224 nucleotides long. Its product is annotated as NAD(P)/FAD-dependent oxidoreductase. The transcript has a single exon. Gene Ontology annotation, cellular component: cytoplasm. Lineage: Eukaryota; Fungi; Ascomycota; Eurotiomycetes; Eurotiales; Aspergillaceae. The record is from RefSeq and is a predicted model, not a curated record. Gene Ontology annotation, molecular function: oxidoreductase activity. Bases 1 to 1224 code for a protein of 407 amino acids.